Molecule: messenger RNA, 855 nt
Organism: Aureobasidium subglaciale EXF-2481
Lineage: Eukaryota; Fungi; Ascomycota; Dothideomycetes; Dothideales; Saccotheciaceae
Exons: 1
Coding region: 1-855 (284 amino acids)
Source: RefSeq, a predicted model, not a curated record
AUGAGCACUUCCCACCCACUUCCCUCGGACCUCUUGGAGUCCCAGAUAUCAACUCUUGAUCUCUUGCUAGCCAUGUUCCCUGACGAGAACGAAUUCGGAAUUUCUCAAUUAGAUCUUGAUUUGAUAACGAAUGUCCGCGACAAUGGUAGCGAGAAUAUCACAUCCACACCUUCAGAGAUCAAUCUAUCUCUACACAUCCAUCUGGACCCAACACAUUCGAUCCAAGUCAACAUCACAGCACCAUUACGGACCACAGAAUCUGAUCCAUCGGAAGCUCCACCCUUGACAUUCUCCCUUCGUCAACCAACAUGGCUUGAUAAAGCCGCUCUCGCAACUCUAACGUCCACCCUUCCUGAGGAUAUCUUUAGCGCACUAGACCACCUCCGAGAUGAAGCGCCCUCACUCCUCCCCACUUACACCCCCACCACCGAAGACCCAGUAUCCUCAGACCCCUUGGUACGAGUAUGGUUCUACUUCCCCUCCCUCAGCACCCGCGAAAAGCGCCUCCACAUGGUCCUCUGGGCACCCUCCUACUCCCUAACCGGCUUCGUGCUGGCCGGAAAACCCGGUCUUUUAUGCCUAGAAGGUACAUCACCCUCAAUCUCCGCCUAUAUGAAUGAGAUCAAAACAGUCUCUUGGAGUGACAUUCCUCCGCAUCAGAAAAAGGUUACAGAGAGAUAUCGGGAAGAGGGUGAUGAGGUCAAAAGGGCUUUUGAGGAUAUGAGUGAGAUUACGGCUAUGGUGGGGGAGAAGCAUGGUGCGAGGCAGAAUAGAGGGGAUAUGGCUGCUAUUGAGAAUUGGCUCAAGGUAAAGGGGUUGGGGCACAUGUUUGAGAGUGUGAUAUUGCAGAGUUAG